Messenger RNA from Dioszegia hungarica, 363 nucleotides. RefSeq lists its product as uncharacterized. The coding region runs from base 1 to 363 and encodes 120 amino acids. The transcript is spliced from 2 exons. Lineage: Eukaryota; Fungi; Basidiomycota; Tremellomycetes; Tremellales; Bulleribasidiaceae. The record is from RefSeq and is a predicted model, not a curated record.
AUGCGACCGCGAGCAAAGGCUAUGCUCCCCUUCUUCGCCGCAAGCUUUACUACGGCCUGGGCAGCGGAGUACAAGAUACACGUCAUGCUCGGGCCCGGUGUACAUGCGGUGAACUUUGACGACAAGCCUCUCAGCGGACCCGCGACAUUCACCACCACCCCACUCCCCGCAAAUUUCAUCAAGGUCCACUUUUACCCAGACAUUGAGCUUCAGAAUGGGACUGUGCUUUACCUCGAUUGCGAUCUCGGCCGGAAGUCGGGCGCGCUGAUGGUGGAUGAUCGGGUGUUUGCGAUACAGGCUGCAUAUCCACAUUUACCGGUGAAGGAGAAUGGUGCGGCGACCAUAAGAUGUGAUCCACGUUGA